AUGAAUGCUGAUAUAGUGUCUGGUAAAAUUGUGUACUGUGACACAAUCUGGGAUGGUUCUGGUGUUCUUCUAGCUAAUGGUGUUGGAAACAUCAUGUCCGACGUAAACGUUGAAAAUCUCGACGUCGGCUUCAGCUGGCCUCUGCCAACUUCACUCAUCAGCCCCUCAGAAGGGAAGAGCGUUCUUGAAUACAUUAGAAGCACAGAGAAUCCCAUUGCAACCAUUUUCUUCACUGAGGCAUGGAAAGACGCCAUGGCUCCCGAUGUUGUUUCAUUUUCUUCCAGAGGGCCGAGCCCCAUCUCUCCAGACAUUCUCAAGCCUGACCUCACAGCACCUGGUGUGGACAUUCUGGCUGGAUGGUCUCCUCUGUCACCAUCCUCAAUCUACUAUGGCGACACGAGAAGCACACUCUUCAACAUCAUUUCUGGCACAUCCAUGUCUUGCCCUCAUGCCAGUGGUGCUGCCGCCUACGUCAAAGCUGCUCACCCCAAUUGGUCGCCGGCUGCCAUUAAAUCAGCCCUCAUGACUACAGCUUAUGUCAUGGACCCGUCUAAAAGUGAGGAUCUUGAAUUUGCGUAUGGUUCGGGCCAGAUCAACCCAGCUGCUGCAGUCGAUCCUGGACUUGUAUUCGAUGCAUCAGAAGCAGACUAUGUCAACUUCCUCUGCAAACAGGGAUACAACAGUUCCACUCUGAGGCUAGUGACAGGAGAUAACAGCACUUGCGACGGUAUAAAACCCGGAAGAGCAUGGGAUCUUAACUACCCUUCAUUCUCACUAUAUGUUGAAGACAACCAGCCGAUUGCCGCCACCUUCACCAGAAAAGUAACCAACGUUGGUGCACCAAACUCAACCUACGCUGCUAUCUACGACAUAGGAGCAUUCUUCGGCGCGCCAACACAACAUCUGUUUAACAUUACAAUUGAACCCUCCGUCCUAAAAUUCUCAGCAGUUGGAGAAACCCAAACAUUCACAGUUAAUGUCACUGGACCAGCCAUUUCACAGCAGCCAAUCACCUCGACUGCAAUCUACUGGGUGGAGGAAAAUGGAACGCAUUUGGUCAGGACGCCACUUGCAGUCUACAACUACAUCCCUGGCGCUCCUUACAAUCUUGACGAUGAUUCGGUAUCUGCAUCUCCCCGCCGUUCUUCUGUAUACCAGAAAGUUGGAGGCGUUGCACAUCGCAAACCACUUCCAUAG
This is a messenger RNA of Salvia hispanica, 1197 nucleotides long. The record is from RefSeq and is a predicted model, not a curated record. Lineage: Eukaryota; Viridiplantae; Streptophyta; Magnoliopsida; Lamiales; Lamiaceae.